This is a messenger RNA of Rangifer tarandus platyrhynchus (Svalbard reindeer), 423 nucleotides long. The record is from the annotation of a GenBank genome assembly. NCBI's taxonomy places the organism in Eukaryota, Metazoa, Chordata, Mammalia, Artiodactyla, Cervidae.
AUGAGCGCCGACAUGGACAGCUGUAGCAGGGAGCCCGCGGGGCAGGAGUCCUGGGGACAAGAAGUCCAGAAGGCAGAGCCGGCGCAAAGAAACCUACUAGAUGUACAUCUACAAGGGGCUGAAGCAGGUGCACCCCAAAGUGGCAUCUCCUCCAAGGACAUGCGCAUCAUGAACUCGUUCGGGAACGAUGUGUUUGAGCGACUGGCGGGCGAGGGCGCCGGGCUGGCCCAGUACUCGGUGGAACCACACUCACGUCCCAGGAGUCCAGACGGCCGUGCAUCCGCCGCUGCUUGGGGAGCCGGCCAAGCAUGCCAUGUCCGAGGGUGCCAAGGCUGUGGCCAAGUACGCCAGCUCCACGUGACCUGGGGCCCGACCUUAAUAAAGGCUGAACUGCUCAAAACUAAUAUUAAAAUAAUAAUAUAA